Molecule: messenger RNA, 10859 nt
Organism: Schistocerca piceifrons (Central American locust)
Lineage: Eukaryota; Metazoa; Arthropoda; Insecta; Orthoptera; Acrididae
Product: 1-phosphatidylinositol 4,5-bisphosphate phosphodiesterase epsilon-1-like
Exons: 25
Coding region: 86-6556 (2156 amino acids)
Biological process (GO): lipid metabolic process; phosphatidylinositol-mediated signaling; small GTPase-mediated signal transduction
Molecular function (GO): guanyl-nucleotide exchange factor activity; phosphatidylinositol-4,5-bisphosphate phospholipase C activity
Source: RefSeq, a predicted model, not a curated record
CCCCUCGUCUUCUGUGCAGCCGCCGUUCCUGCCCGCCGGCCGCCUCGAGGACUGCCUGCCGCCGUGCUACCACGCCAACAAGAACAUGGCCAAGCUCAUCAAGGAGCAGAAGCGCAAACUCUUCCACACUUCGGUGUACGAGUCGGAGGUGCAGCUGAAGAAGCUCUACAUCCAGACGUGUCGACGGCUUCCUGCGCACGGCUGCAAGGUCUACCAGGUCAAGGAGCUGCUGCGGGGGAAGACCAAAAAGAAGGCGGCGAGACUCUUGGGCCUGGGACCCGAGAAGAUCGUCCUGCUGGACAACAAGACCCGCAUCCUCGCCAAGUCGCAGAACACUGCGGAUCUUCUCCAGUGGCGAACGGGCGGCGGCCGCUCCCAUGACCGACUGCAACUGGAGUUCCGGGCUACGCGCUGGUCGCUGGUUGUGCCCGCUGUGGCCGCCAUGCGCCAAGUGGGGCUGGCCCUCUGGGAGCUCCUCCAGGAGCUCGACUCCCACUUUCUGGAGGAGUACGCCGUCCAGCGACGAGUCGGACGCCAAGAGCUGGUGAAGCGGUCGCUGCUGACCCUGCAGGUGGUGGCGGCCGAGGAGCUCGAGGCGCUGCACCGCCUGCUGCACGUGCCCGAGGAGGUGGCGCUGCGGCUGGCGGACGCCGAGCACCGCCUCUUCUACCAGGUGCCGCCCAUCGACUACCUGCGCCAGGUCACGCUCGACCUGGGCUCGAGCAGCGGCAGCCCCAGCAGCGGCGAGCACCAGCAGCAGGCGGGACCGGGACACGGCGCGCAGAGGCCCUCCGUGCGCAGCCUCAUCAAGCGCUUCAACGAGGUGAGCUCGUGGGUCACGCACCUAAUCAUCACGCAACCAACACACGAAGACCGCAAAGCCGUACUAUCAUGCAUCCUGCGCGUCGCGCUAUCCUGCUGGAAUAUCGGCAAUUUCAACGGUGCUAUGGAGAUCGUGGCGGGACUCAAGUCAAACAAGCUGAAACCGUUCUGGCUGUCGAUCACGGAGAAGGAGUCGCUUCCGGUGCUGGACUUCCUGUCGGCGGCGCUGAUGUCGGCCGAGUACGAGCGCGCGCUGGCGCGGGCGCUGGCGAUGUCGGAGUGCCGCGUCGUGCCCUUCUUCGGCGCCUUCCUGCGCGAGCUGCGGGACAUCCUGGCGGGCAGCCCCAGCCUCGUGGUGCUGGCGCCGCCCCCGCACUCGCCCUCGCCGGCGGCGGGCCCUGCGGCGGCGGCGGCGGCGGAGGCGGCGGAGGCGCAGCUCGAGUUCAUCUCUGACUACAAUGGAGAAGACCACUACUUUACGCGAAUCGGUCCAGGAGGUCUCAUCAACUUGGACAAAAUCUACCGCACACAGGCAGUUAUGGAUCGAAUUGCCUCAUUCCAUCAACAUUACCAUGCUCGCAACCGUGAAUCAGUGCCGAACUUGCUCAGGGACCACCUCAGCAUUCAUACAUCCAGUAUUGAACGCUCUUAUUUAUUGGAUGAAUCUGAGGACCAUGAUUAUGAUCUUGAUCUCGACACAUACCAGCCAGUCCAGCCUUUAAGCAAUGACCAUGGUGUCAGCUUCUUUCCCAUAUCUGCUCCACACAGCAGAAUUGAUCACCACGUUUUACAGGUGCUGCACCACGGCAGCACGGCGGUGCACUGGGACGCGGAGGGCGGAUCGCGCACGGCGCUGGUGUACGCGCGCCUGGAGCGCAGCUGCGCCACGCUGACGUGGGGGCGGCCGGCGUGGAGCGCGCUGCGCACGGGCGCGGGCGGCGGCGGCGGGCCCGCCUCCGACUACUGCCUGGGCGCCAACCCCGAGGAGGCGGUCGCGCCCGGCCUGCUGCUCAAGCUGGCGGGCGCCGAGCCCACGCUCGAGGAGGGCUACCUCGACCUCGCCUGCGUCAAGGAGAUCUCUCAGGGCGGCCGCGACCGAGACCGCGACCCCGACCUGCUGACCGCCUGCCGCCGCUACGGCCUCGACAAGUUCGCCACGCGCGACUGCGUGCUCGCGCUCGUCUACGGCGCCAACCUCAGCGACAACCGCGUCCUCUUCCUGCUCUGCCCGCCGACGCUCUGCAAGAUGUGGUACACGGGGCUGUGCUGGGUGGUGCGCGGCCUCAAGCGGCAGAUGCAGCUGACGGACCGGCGCAUGCUCUGGCUCAAGGAGCAGUACCUGCAGCUCUACUUCGACGAGGGCCUCUGCCAGGGACCCAUGACAGCCGACGCCAUUCGGGUGUUCGGAGGCCGGGACUGGGCCAUGACGGGGGCCGUAGCCGGCAUGUCGCCCCCCGACAACGGGACGCUGCGCAGGGGCGCCUCCGCCAAGUUCAAGAAGAAGAAGUCCAUCGGCAACAUACAGACGCUAAAGGACUCCGGUUCGAAGCCGGGCGGCGCUCCGGGGGGCCCGGGUUCGGAGCCGUGCGGGGGCCAGCUGCAGCCGGGGGAGCCGCCGUCGUGGCGCCGGGUGACCACCUCCGUCACGGUGAGCGGGCCCAGCCCCAGCACCGCCACGCCGCGAUCGCACUCCGUCUCCAGCGACUUCGACCUGCACGACUCCACCGACAACCUGGACAAGAUCUCCAGCUGCAGUCCCACGCACCACUACAGCUCCAGCUCCACCGGACUACACAGGGAUCGAGGGAAGUCCACUCUUCCCGAACAGAUAUGGCAGAUGCGACAUUUCAGAGCUGGGUCCAUCACUCACGAAACACAGCUGGACUUCGUUGACUUUGUGGCUCUUUUUCGUUCGUUCAGCUUAAGAGCAAGGAAGGAUUUGCGAGACUUGUUCGAUCAACUGGCUAUAACAUGCAGAAGUAUGUCCGACAGUUCUCUUAAUGAUGGCAGUCUGAAGAGUUCUCCUGAACACCUAAUGAAACCUCCUCAGAAAAUAGGACUGCUCACAAGAAACAGCUCCUUGGAUCUUUACGAGUACCGAAGCUCUGGGACCCUACAAAAGAAGAAAAUCUUCGACGCGAUAGCAACGGCUAGUAUUGUAACCAACUGUGCCGGAAUGGACACCUCGAAAUCACAAGUGAUAACUAUGCAGACGUUUUCAAAAUUUUUAGAAACCCGCCAAAUGGAGCAGAGGACAGAAGACGAAAUAAAAGCGUUAAUACAGAGGCACGAACCAGAUCCUCUGUUGCGAAGUCAGAACUGCUUUUCUUUUGAGGGCUUUGCGAGGUAUAUGAUGGACAAGGACAACUACGCCUUUAUCAGUGAAAGAAUGGGCCCAGAAGAAAGUGAAAUGGACCAACCGUUGUCGCAUUAUUAUAUUGCAUCUUCCCAUAAUACGUACCUCACAGGCCAUCAACUGAAAGGGGAAUCUUCUGUCGAGCUAUAUAGUCAGGUGCUACUAACAGGAUGCAGGUGUGUGGAGCUGGACUGCUGGGAUGGAGAUGACGGCUCGCCGCUCAUUUACCACGGGCACACGUUCACCACCAAGAUACCGUUCAGGUCAGUCGUCGAAGCCAUUAACAGGAGUGCCUUUGUCACGUCGCCGUACCCCGUCAUCCUGUCCAUAGAGAACCACUGCUCCGUUCAGCAACAAACUCGGAUGGCACAAAUAUUCCAGAGCGUGUUCGGCGACAAGCUGGUGACCAAGUUCCUAUUCGAGCCGGACUUCACGGACGAGUGCCAGCUGCCGUCGCCGGCGCAGCUGCGCUAUCGCAUCCUCGUCAAGAACAAGAAGCUGACGGCCGACAUCCCCGUGGCGCCGUCUGCGCAGGCGCCGCCCCCGCGCCACGGCAGCAGCUCCCACACGCCCGUGCGCGCGGCGCCGGGGGCGGCGGGAGCGGGGGCGGUGGGGUUGGCGGGGGCGGCCACCAUAGGGCCCGGCUCGGGCAAGCAGCCCUCCUCGGGCAGGGCCAGCUCCAUCACCAGCGGCGGCUCCGCCAACGACGACUUCAGCGACGACGAUGACGAUGACGACGACGACGACGACGAGAACAUCGACGAGAAACUGCUGGGGCUGUACGGCACGGAGGACAAGUCGCUGAGCAAGUCGACGUCGAUGUGCCCGUCGCGCACGGGCUCCAUGUCGAGCCACGAGAGCAUCCUGCGGCUGGAGCGCGGCGCCUGGCCCGGCGGGCACGCGGCGCGCGCGGCGGCGGCCCGCGGCCAGCCGGCAGACGCCUGGUACACCGACGAGGAGCCGGCGCCCACCAAGCCCAAGAAGCAGAGCAGCCAGAUCGCCAAGGAGCUCUCCGACAUGGUCGUCUACGUGCAGGCAAUCAAGUUCCGCGGACUCAACACCAUCAGCCCCAACAGCUCGGUCAAGUGCAAGCGGUCGGCGAGCACGGCUCCGGCCGUGGGCGGCCCUGCACUCAAGAAGAGCAGCAUCGGCGGCAUCACGCCGCCCACGCUGCCCUCGAGCGCGGCCGCCGCCGCCGCCGCCGCGCCGCCGACGCCGACGGCGCACGGCUCCGGCUCGCUGUCGGCGUCGCCCGGCGUCGGCUCGGGCGGCGGCGCCGCGGGCUCCGGGCCGGGCGCGGGGGCGGGCAGCGGCGGGCCCAGCCCGGCGCGCGGCACGCCCAACGUCAACCACCCCUGCUACCAGUGCUCGUCGCUGAACGAGAACACGGCCAAGAAGCUGUGCCGCAAGCAGCCGCACGCGCUCGUCGCCCACACCGAGACGCAGCUGAUGCGGACCUACCCGGCGGGCAUGCGCAUCGACUCGUCCAAUUUCAACCCGGUCAUUUUCUGGGCGUUCGGCAUCCAGAUGGUGGCGCUCAACUACCAGACGGAGGACGCGGCGCUGCACCUCAACGCCGCCAUGUUCGAGCAGAACGGCCGCUGCGGCUACGUGCUCAAGCCGACCGUCAUGUGGGACCGCACGCACAUGAUGUACCGCCGCUUCAACCCGUGGGACAAGGAGUUCGACGGGCUACACUCGUCGCACCUGUUCGUGAACGUCGUGUCGGGCCAGUACGUGAACCAGACCAACCUGCAGGCGAGCACCUACGUCGAGGUGGAGGUGGUGGGCAUCCCGGUGGACUGCAACAAGCAGAAGACCAAGGUGGUGCAGCGCAACGCGCUCAACCCCAUCUGGAACGACACGUUCUUCUUCCAAGUGAUGUUCCGCGACCUGGCGUUCCUGCGCUUCAGCGUGCUGGACGCGAGCACGAGCCACGUGCUGGCGCAACGCGUGCUGCCGCUCAAGUGCCUGCGGCCCGGCUACCGGCACGUGCGGCUGCGCUCGCCGCAGAACCAGCCGCUGCAGCUGGCCACGCUGUUCGUGUACUCGCGCGCUGAGGAGGAGAGCCUCGACUACGACGGCGUCUCCGUCGAGAACGGCGACGCGCUGCACGCGGGACGCGCGCCCGCCGCCGCAGCCGGCGUCUCCGCGGGCGCCGCGUCCGCCGCGGGCGCCAGGGCGGCCAGGCACAGCCGCGAGCUGGCCGCCGACGCCGCCGCCGCCGUCAAGAAGGACCACGCCGCCGCCAUCGGCAGCGUGCCGCUCAAGCGCCGCAUGUUCUUCCUCAUGGUGUACGGCGUCAUGCCCGACGAGCCGUACACCAUCCUCAAGAUCACGCAGGAGUCGACGACGCAGGAGGUGGUGCUGCAGGCGCUGCAGAAGGCGGGGCUCAGCGCCGACCGCGUGCACGACUACAUCCUGGUGGAGGAGGUGGCGCGCAGCUGGGAGAAGAAGGACCGCGACAUCCCGGCCACGCAGCGCGUCCUAGACCUCGAGGAGCGGCCGCUGCAGGCGCAGGCGCAGUGGCAGGGCGAGGGCCGUUUCCUGCUGAAGCGCAUGGGCGACGACCCGUCGAGCCGCGCCUGGCUUUCCUCCAUCCGCAGCACGUCUUCGGGCCGGCGCUCCGCCACCGAGGACUCGGAGGGCGCCGCCGUCGCCUCCGCCGCCGCCAGCAGUCUGCAGCUGCGGCCCUGGGAGGAGACCGACACCUUCCUCGUCUGCGUCUACAACGUCUCCCCCGAGAUCCCCUACGCCAUCCUCAAGGUGCCCGUCAGCGCUUGCGCCCAGGACGUGCUCGCCCAGGCGCUCGUCAAGGCGCGACGAAUGGAGGAUCCGGCCCGCUUCGUGCUGGUGGAAGAGCUGGAGUGGAGCAGCGGCAGCGGCAGUUCCGUCACCCGCCAACAGAGGGUUCUAGCUGACGACGAAAACGUCUACAGCACACAGGCACACUGGCAGACCAUCGGGCGGUUCAUCCUGCGCGAGCGGGAGCGCGCGACUCCGCCGGCGGGCCGGCGCCACCGCGUGGCGGCCAACCUGCGCACGGCGACGCUGGAGCGGCUCAGCAAGGGGCUGUCGGCGGCGGCGGCGGGCGCGGCCGGGCGCAGCGCGGGCCACGCGCACGCGCAGGCGGGCAAGGCGCCGGUGGCCGAGGCGCUCAGCGACCCCACCACGUCGCGCCACGUGCGCCACCACAAGUUCCCCGCCAGCUGCAGCGGCCGCCCGCGCCCGCCGCCGCCCGUCGCCACGCAGCACCGCGAGGUCCACUCCGAGGGCGAGACGCUCAGCGACGACGACGUCCGCGACCUGGACCUGCGCGCCGCCGUCUCCCGCCUCAAGAAGGUGUCGCUGCGCAAGCUGCGCGUCUGGAAGUCCUGAGUGGAGGUGGCGCUGUACGGCGCCAGACAGGACUCCUCGCCGCACACCGGCGCGUCCUGGAUGUGAGUCGCCGUGCAGCCGCCGGAGCUCCUCUCGCUUCACUCGCAGUCUCGAGGUGGCAGUCGGAGACCGAGCAGACUGUACACUGGAGGACGAUCACCCCGGGUGCCUUCCCAUCUCUGUCGACGGACGUUCCACCCCGGCUACAAAUACGAGACGUCCGAUCCGGGCGCGGCUGUGCGGUACCCGUCACCACUCCCUUUCUAGAACCACUCGUCGUAUGUGGUGGUUCCCUGACAGUGACGUAACUUAUCGAGUGGCCUCUGUCUGAGUUAGAAACUGCCUUCCUCUGUACUGUGCUGGAACAAGUUCGGGUUAAAAUCCCCAAAUAUCGUCGAAAUGAACCAUUUUACAUCAAAUGCGCUCUCUCUCAACCCCCCCCCCCUUCUCUCCCUCCCUCCCCCUCCCUCUCUUUCACGUAUCGACCCAGACUGGAAAACAGGGAAACGGUUGCGAACCGACCAGUGUGCGAGAGGACAGUAGCGUGUCGUGUGUGCGUUUCUGUGUUUCCGUGUGGCUGGUGAGGUCUGUAGAGAAUGCCGUGUUUUCUGUGGUGUGCAGAAGACUCCUUUUUGCUUCGAGGGAAGUGUCGCCGUGUGGAUAUGUUUUGUGCCUGUUGCCUUAAUGUCAGUGCUAGUGCCGGUUUCACUUCAGUUUUGUCAACAGUAUUGUAAAUGUGAGUUUGUAGUGGAUCUCUCAAUGUUUUUCAAUGUUGUCAGUGACACAGGUGUUGGCUGGGCGUUUUUGAACAGUGAUUUAUGUACAGUUACAGACUUCAAAUACACAAAACAGGUAAAUUCACCGAUGGUAACCGGCUUCUGCAAAAAUGGGAUAUUUUUGUAACGCUAAACCAAAGUUCGACAUCAAAUGUUUAACAUAUCUUCAAUAUUUUUGUUCUUAAAAUUAGGUACUAACGUACUAAUAAAAAUAUGAAAAAUCCCAUUUUGCUUGAAGUUUCGAGAACGGAACAUACCUGUAAUUAGCGUUGACUGAAUAGUUGUCCCGAUGUUUUGUUGUUGCCCAUAUCUAGUCAUAAGAAACUUUCUGUGAUACUUUUAUGUAUUGUAUUUAAAUCUGAUACCUCGUCUCAUGAUUUUAUACUGUGGUACCGACCUUCAUAAUCGUAAGGUUCAAAUCAUUAUUACUGCUUCAUUAUUUAUAAUUUCCUCAUUUUUGUUUGAACUGUACAUGACAUCGUGUGUAGCUUAGUACACAUUUUUAAUCGAAUGUGACCUUUGUUUUGUUACUAUGCUGGAUAAUAGUUCAAAUGAUUGUUUUUAUGACACAUAUUUCAACACUGUUCUGUUAUUCAGAUAAUUCACUUCCUGUAAUAUUGAGAACAGGUUUUUUUGAGUGCUAUGCUGAGCUUGAUCUUCUCUGCCCAAGAAGGUACUGUUAUAUUUUUACCAGUUCACUAUACCGUGUGGUGAGAAAAUAAUACUUUACAGUGCAUGAGUCAUUGAUAACAUCUAAAGACAUUAAGAAACAAAAAUCCUGGAACAUCAGCUAUAAAUCAAAAUGUGCAUAUUGUACACUGUACAAAUUUUAGUAUUAAAAAGAUAAAUGCUGCUGCAGAUGCAGUGUUAUAUUGUCUGUUGCCUAAAUUAUAUUAAGAUUGAUAAGUGUUUUCCUGUAAAUGGCAUAUAAAUUGAGGGUUCUUUGUUGACAGCUUUCAAAGUAAAUAUAUUCUUUUUAUUGACUGUAAAAACAUCUAUUCUGUUUGUAAAUAUAUUUAUAUACACAUAUUUAUAAAAUGUUGUUACCAGAUUUUUAAUUGAGCCAAGAAAGCAGUGGUUAAGUAUCAGCACAGAUGCCUUCCUAUUGGUAUAAGCAGAGCAGGAGCUAAUUAUUUUUCUAAGUGUUGAAGUUCUAUGCAUAGAGUUAAUGUGAGGGUGACAUCUUGGAUGUGUGUGUCCUAUAAAAAGGAAUGGAAUGUAGUUGCAUAAUUUAUUUACAGAUAUGCAACAAACUGGAUCAGUAUUGUGAUUACAUUUUACUCUGAAAUUAUUCUUACAUAUAUUUUUUUUAAUAUGUACCUGUACCUUUUUGUUCUGUACCAAUAAAGCUGCUACUUAAGAAGAAAUAAACGAAAUUAAGUAUUGCAUUUAAUUCAAUGUUGCCAGUUUAGGAGUAUAACUGAAGUGUGUACUGAAACAAGAAAAAGCUUAAUAUUAAAUAUUCCAUCAAACAUAAUUCAUGAAUUCAGUACUCCUAUAUCAUGUCUAAAGUAUUACCAAUGAGACAAUCAGAUUUCAUAAUUUGCAAUUUCAUUAAAUCAUCAUUAAUUCUGUAUGUCAUUAUGGCUGUGACAGAAAGUUGUUAUUAAUUACAUAUGGUAAUGUAUUAUUUUUAUUUAUUUUUAUUUUUAAUCCUUAUAGAAAUUCUUCUUGUCUCAGUACAUUCUUCUAUAUGUGAUAUAAGCAAUUUCUACACAUAUUGCAAAUGUUAUCAUAGUUAGUGCUACAGGUACCACUUACUCUGUACACUGGAAAUUUACAUUCAGCCAUAAUUUGUUGAAGUCAGAUAGAACAAACUUUAGUUUGAACUGAAAAAGAUCUAAAACAAAACUUUGCCAGAGUCAUGUUUAGAUACAUACAUCAUAAAAUGUUAAAAUGACAUCAGUCACUAAGAAAAGUUAUAGAAUGAUAAGGAUUACAUUUCAUAGAAAAAUAUAUAGGUAGAAUGACUUUACUUACAGGGAGCUAGUCAUAUAUUUAGUUUAUAUUCUGUGAAUGAAUCUGGCCCUACAACUAAAUUAAAUAUAGGGUCUCAUAAGUAGAACAAAUAAUCUGGCAUGAGAACUACUUCAGAAUAAAAGAAACCUGACUAAUUUCUUUAAAAAUGUUAAACUAUAUAAUAAUGAUUCCUAGAUAUUCAGAUACAUCUUACCUUAGUAGAGCUAAGCCUUUUCUGUGUUAGCUUGCAAUAUUAGACAAAUGGAGCAUAUAUACUUGUUGAAUGAAAGCAUUACACUGAAUGUAAUUGUUGAAACUGAUGCACAAAUGUGAUGAAUUUAUUAAAUUUCUCGACCAGUAAAUAACAUUGCAGCACAAGAAGUGGUUAACUUUGCACAAUUUCUAAUCAGAGUUCCUUAUUACUUCUACAGUAGCUGACUGAGUUUAAAAAGUUGUAAUGGAGGCAGCUAAACCCUAGCUGUAUUUUAAAUAGUAUACUGUACCAUGCAUGUGUUCUUUUUACCAGAUGUGAAAUAAUGUACAGUGUUUUAUAUAUUUCAGACCACCAAACUUUUCAACACUCUGUGAUUAUGUUUAUUUAUUUCAGACUAUGAAAGACAUUUUCAUUAAAAAAUCCAUUUUACAAACUUUGUGAGAAAUAUGUUUAUGUGCUUACAACUUCUGCUUGAGAGAAAGUUGUAAAUCAUAAAAAUCUAUUUGCCCACUGUAUACAUUCAUCACUAAUUAUGUAUCAUCAUUCAGAUUCUGAAUUGAUACUGACAAGCUUCUUACAGGUAUAAUCAUGACAAGGUAUGUAAGAAAGCUGCUAUGGUGAUAUAACAGUACUGUAACUGUUGCUUUUUAUAUCAAUUCCUUGGAGAUUAAUUUAUUUUAAUUUUGCUACCCACUGUUAUCUAUAAUACAACUGAAAUAUGUUAUGACUCUUCUAUUUUCAAACAACUCAAUGCAAAUCUAUUUGAGGAAAUUGUACAUGUUAUAUUUUAUGACAGCAGUUGUGACUUUUCGGAAUCAGAAUUAAAUGUCAGAACACUAAUUAUCCACUCUUUCCAUAUCAGAAAGUUGCUUGUAAAUAAUUUUCCACUUUUAUAUAUACAUAAAUAUAAAUAUAUGUAUAUCUUGUUCUUGUUUCCUUCGUGUCAGAGGAUUUUUCAUGCAGCUGUAACUAUAAUAUUAUAUUUGAUAUAUUGUUCUGAACAAACAUUUCCCUUGAUACAUUAAAAUAAAUGACAACUAACUGAAACAUUUCAUGUUUACUCUCUGUCCAUAGUGGCUUUGUCUUGUUACUUCUUAUGUGUUUGUUUGAGUUCAGGCUGUGGAUAAUCACAACAGACAUUGUGUACAGGCUACAGAAAUCAAUGUUGGCCUAAUGUUUUACUUUACACUUUAUUAAACAUUCACAGUAUAAUGCUGAGUUCUUUUGUGAAUGUCGGUAUAAGUGUAGUAUAUUUUCUGCUGUUACAAUGUCACAGAAGCAAAAGAAAAUUACAAAUAAAUUAACAUUAUGUUCUCAUAGCCACUGUGAAAAUAAAUGUGCUCAGAAAAAAAUU